This is a messenger RNA of Homalodisca vitripennis (glassy-winged sharpshooter), 1955 nucleotides long. RefSeq names its product probable leucine--tRNA ligase, mitochondrial. Gene Ontology annotation, molecular function: ATP binding; leucine-tRNA ligase activity; aminoacyl-tRNA deacylase activity. Gene Ontology annotation, biological process: mitochondrial translation; leucyl-tRNA aminoacylation. Gene Ontology annotation, cellular component: mitochondrion. Bases 53 to 1909 code for a protein of 618 amino acids. NCBI's taxonomy places the organism in Eukaryota, Metazoa, Arthropoda, Insecta, Hemiptera, Cicadellidae. The record is from RefSeq and is a predicted model, not a curated record. The transcript is spliced from 8 exons.
AUAUGAUGGUUUGGACCGAAGAGAUUUAGAGGAUUGGAAAGAUAUUGUUGAUAUGCAAAAGGGCUGGAUUGGAAGCUGUGACGGAGUCAGUUUUGAAUUUCCAUUGGAUAACGAAGAAGGGGAAGUGACAUUGUGGACUGACAAACCUGAACUAAUUCCGAGAGCUAAAUUCGUGGCAGUUCCUCCCGGAAGCGUUUUGGAUCUUGAAAAUAAAGGAGAGGGUAAUCGUAAGUUGGAUGUUUAUGUAAGAAACACACUGACAGGUAAACUCUUGCCAGUUUAUAUCACUGAUGAACUUCCAUACCAUGAAGGGUCUGAGGCUCGUAUCGGUAUUCCCGACGUUUAUGAAUGUGAUGUGAGUUUUGCUCAGCGUGUCGGCAUACCAGUGGAUACUACAGAACAAGACAGUGAGUUUGACCGAGAACUUAUCAUCAAGAAAAUUAAAGGAAGAGUGACCAGUUCAAAGAUUAGGGACUGGCUUAUCUCGAGACAACGACAUUGGGGAACGCCAAUUCCCAUGGUGCACUGCAACAAAUGUGGUGUUCAACCUGUGGCCUGUGAUCAGCUCCCAGUAGAACUCCCUCCAGCCAAUACAGUUCUGGAAAAAGGGUCUCAACUGUCUUCCUCUGAAGAAUGGAUUUCUACUUCCUGUCCCAACUGUGGAGGGCCUGCGAGACGUGACCAAGAUACGAUGGAUACAUUCGUUGACUCAUCGUGGUACUAUCUGCGCUAUCUGGAUCCUCACAAUCAGCAUGAACCUUUCAACAAAACAACGGCAUCUAAACUGAUGCCAGUCGAUAUUUACAUUGGUGGCAAAGAACAUGCUGUAUUACACUUGUACUACGCCCGGUUCAUGUCUUACUUCUUGCAUUCGCUGGGUUGGCUUCCUGACUCGGAACCCUUCAGGAGACUUGUAGUUCAAGGUAUGGUCAUGGGCAAGACCUACAGGGUGCAGACCACUGGCAAAUACAUCCCUGCCUCCGAUGUGGACCGAUCAGGUAAAAAGGCGGUGGAGAGGUCAACAGGGCAAGUAGUGGUGGAGUCAUGGGAGAAGAUGAGCAAGUCCAAGCACAACGGAGUGGAUCCUGGCCAGAUGUUCAAGGAGUAUGGCAUCGACUCCACACGACUACUCAUGUUGGGAAGUGUGGCACCCACCUCGCAGCGUAACUGGGAUGAUGCGACAUUUCCUGGGGUCCUCAACUGGCAGCAUAAACUGUGGCUAACGGUGCAGGAGUUCCGUAAGGCUCGAUCAGAAGCGGAAACUCUACAGAUCCCAGCAGACAUAGCAGCCGCUGAAGCAUCUCUAAGGGACUCUCGCAACUACUACCUGCGUGGCAUCACCAUGAGUUACCAGGUCACCCACCAGUUCAACCGUGUCAUCUCCAAGAUGCAGGGGCUAACUGGAGAUAUCAGGAGAUUUGGAGCGGAGUACAAGGCCCAUUGUGUGGAGUUUGAGAGGGCUCUAGCGAUGCAAGUAGUAGCUCUUGCUCCUAUUGCUCCCCACUUCUCUGCAGAGUUGUGGGCAGGACUUGCAACCUCAGCAGGGCUCAAGACUACAUCAGAGUUCAACUGGUCCAGACCUGCUCACCUGCAGGCGUGGCCUUGUCUGGACAGUGAUUACAAACGAGAGCUCACUUGUUCGGUUAAUAUGGCAGUCAAGGACACGUUGAAGAUAAGCCAGGAACAGCUGGAACAGAUGACAGAGUCAUCUGCUACUAAGUUGGCGCUCUCCAGUUCAGAGGUGAGACUAUACACGGAUCAAUCUCCUGUGUUACAAACUCGUCUCAAGAUAUACCCUGGUCUCUGUGCUGUUGUGGAUCUCAGUGUGGACCACACCAAACUGCAGUUCGACAAGGAACACCACAAAAAGAAGCGGAAACAAGCCAGGAAAAAGGGUGUCAAUAAAUAGCAUUAAUUUUUAUAUGUUGGUUGAUUAGUAAAAUUUAUUAAGUUAA